AUCAAGUCUCUCAUCUCGUCGAUCGUUACGACAGGUAGGAGUUUGUUUUAUUUUCAAUUGUUUUCCAUCGAUGUUCUACAAAAGUGAAGAAAGUAAUUUAAUAACUGCGAAAUUAUUUGGAGUGAUUUAAAAAAUGAUUGCUUCACUUGCACGGAUUGGCAGUUCUGCGAUAGGUCAGAGAAAUUUUAAUUGUUGGACAGCGGCAAUCACAAAGAAGCACAGAACGAUAUACGAACGAACGUAUCCUACAACUCUUGUUUUGCCAGAUGGAAGCAGUAUAGAGAUCGAGUACCACGAACCACGAAAGAUAAUAACUCUCCCGCUAAAUAUUGGGGAACUUACACAAGAACAACAAAAGAAGCGACUCGAGAUGCGUAAACCAAAAACGAAGAUAGUCAUAACCGAGGAAAUUGAAGACAGUUUUGAUGAGAACAGGUAUCUCAAUUUAAAAAAAUAAUUGUAUCUAAGCAUUUCUGAAAACUGUAUCAUACAUGUUAUAUUUAUGUCAAAAUAUAAAAUGAAUCAUAAUGAAUCAAACAAAGAUCCUUUCUAUUCGUACAUUUUUAGUUUUAUGUAAUAUUUAAAUUAUUACAUAUUAUCUAUUUCCUCUGUAAUAUUGAGGAAAUGUAAAUACUAUUAUACACUUUUAUAUUGUAUAUGUCAAAGCAUAGUAGUGAGCAAAUCUAAUGUUAUCAUUAAAUAAUACCUCGAAUUGUAUCUUAAUCUAAGUAAGUUAUAUCUCUUGUAUAAAGUAGAAAAUAUACCAUUUAUAACAUGAUACGAUUAUUAUAUUGUGCAUUAUUUUACAAACAUAGAAUAAUGUUUAUAGUUCUUAAUAUCACUAACGAAUUAAUAAUACAAUAAAGAUGCAAUUGUGCAAGAUAAAUAUUAAUCUCUUGUUUCUUACAGAGAGUUUUAGUUUUUAUCUUAAUAUUAAAAUUACAAUAGGUGAUAAAAGAUAUUGAUUUUCCUUCAGAGCGUCCUUGAACUUGUCUGAAAAAGAAAGUAGACUGUACGCGACGGAAAACGAAUCGAUUACAGGCUCGAACCGCUUUCGAAUAAUAUUCGUCUCUCAAUGGGCAAUAAUCAUUCGUGUAAUAAAUGCGUUUUCACAUCCGGAUGAAGGAAUCGCAUAGCUGAGCGAGUGAAAAUUCGUUGUAACGCACAUGUGACGAAUGUGAGAGAAUUGUAAUAAAUAUUAAAUAUUUGUUGAAUAUAAUUUCAUUUUGAUUCAAUCGUA
This is a messenger RNA of Cataglyphis hispanica, 1240 nucleotides long. RefSeq names its product 39S ribosomal protein L55, mitochondrial (gene mRpL55). Lineage: Eukaryota; Metazoa; Arthropoda; Insecta; Hymenoptera; Formicidae. Gene Ontology annotation, molecular function: structural constituent of ribosome. The transcript is spliced from 2 exons. The coding region runs from base 134 to 457 and encodes 107 amino acids. Gene Ontology annotation, biological process: translation. The record is from RefSeq and is a predicted model, not a curated record. Gene Ontology annotation, cellular component: mitochondrial large ribosomal subunit.